UGCUCGACCCAAUGCCAAUGCUAGGCCGAGUCACCGGCCACCGCCACGGUCCAGCCGAUCCCGCCCCGAUUCCAAUCCGAAGCCGCCGCGGCGGCUCCGGAGCCGCGCCGCAGGCCGCACCCCUACUCCCUCCCCCAUGUCCCUUACGCACCACCUCGCCGCCGGCGACCUCCUCAACGCCCUCCGCGGGGCCGCCUGCCCGUCAUCGGCGCUCCAUAUCUACUCCCUCCUCCGCCUCCGGCUCCGCCCCUCGGACCCCUCCUCCUUCUCCUGGCGCGCUGCCGUGCUCGCGCUGAAGCCCCUCUCGGCCGCCGCCUCCCUCCCGCUCCUCUCCCACUUCCACGGCCACCUCCUCAGGUCGAACCUCCUCGCCUACCCCCACGUCGCCUCCUCACUGCUCCGCUCUUACUCGCUCCUCUCGCCGCCCGCCGCACACCAACUGUUCGAUCAAAUACCCGCUGCCACCUGCAACCUCUACGUCCUCAAUGUCAUGCUCGCGUCCCUGUGCCGCGCCUCCAACAUCGAUUCUGCGCGCGCAUUCUUCGACGGCAUCCCCGACAAGGACGUCGUGUCUUGGUCGACCAUGCUCGCUUGCUAUUUCUCGCAUGGUCGCCUGGCUGACGGGCUUGCCUUCUUCCGUACAGUGACGUUCACCACCGAAGUUGCUGCAGAUUACGUAAUGCUCGUCAUCCUCCUCACGGCCUGCGCAUCAGCUGGCUUGCUGCCGCCGUUCUGCAGGGCCGUUCACGGGUAUGUUGUACGUCGUGGCGUCCCUGCCAGUAUGCACCUCGGGACGGCGCUCAUUGAUUGCUAUGCCAAGGCUGGCCGCCUUGACUACGCUUCCCGUGUGUUUGCUUGGGUACCUUCGAGGAAUGUGAUGCACUGGACAGCUAUGAUCUGUGGUAUGGCUGCGCACCUGCGCAACGAUGAGGCUGUUCAGCUGUUUGUGGAAAUGUGUCAAAGAAGAGUACAACCAAAUGAGAUGACAUUCACAGCCGUGCUCAGCGCAUGUGGGCAAGCUGGGCUGGUGGAGAAAGGGAGGGAGUUCUUUGAACUUAUGGUUGACAGAUAUUGCCUUGAGCCAAAUAUACAUCACUAUGGGUGCAUGGUUGAUCUCUAUGCAAAGGCAGGGAUGUUGGAGGAUGCUUAUGAAGUAAUCAAAACCAUGAGAGUGGAGCCAAAUGUCAUCAUCUGGACAUCUUUGUUAGCGGCAUGCAAGAAAUUCAAGAAUUUUGACAUUGCUGUGGAGGGAUUGGAGAAAGCAUUGGCAAUGGAGAUAUCUGAUGAAAACACUGGAUUAUAUAUGUUGAUAUCUGAUCUUUAUGCUAUGGGUGGACGGUGGGAUGAUGUGAUGAAGGUUAGGAAUUUGAUGGAGGAGCGUAAUGUGAGGAAGAACAGAGGUAUGAGCUCUAUUAAAGUGGAUGAACCCCAGGAAUUAUCAUCUGCUACAGUCAGUUGAUUCUUGACUUUGUUUUAAUACCUCCAAACUUUUUGGUGGACUGGUGAACACUAGACUCUUUAAUUUAUCUGAUUGUGGAGGUAUUCAGGGGAUAGGUCUGCUUGUUGCUUGAUGUGAUCCAAAAUAGAAAAAACAGCAAGAUGAAUUCCACCCAAAUCUUUUUGAAUUGUAUUGACAUAAUGUACUGGGUAUGGUCCAGUGGGAUGAUAUACGGAGAUAUUGGAAAAAGGAUCUAGGUUAUACAGAUGAUUCAUGUGCA
Phragmites australis (common reed) is the source of this 1718-nucleotide messenger RNA. RefSeq names its product pentatricopeptide repeat-containing protein At5g15300-like. Gene Ontology annotation, biological process: RNA modification. Gene Ontology annotation, molecular function: protein binding; RNA binding. Lineage: Eukaryota; Viridiplantae; Streptophyta; Magnoliopsida; Poales; Poaceae. Bases 137 to 1459 code for a protein of 440 amino acids. The transcript has a single exon. The record is from RefSeq and is a predicted model, not a curated record.